Messenger RNA from Spodoptera frugiperda (fall armyworm), 771 nucleotides. Its product is annotated as cyclin-dependent kinase 2-interacting protein. The record is from RefSeq and is a predicted model, not a curated record. The transcript has 4 exons. The coding region runs from base 100 to 681 and encodes 193 amino acids. Lineage: Eukaryota; Metazoa; Arthropoda; Insecta; Lepidoptera; Noctuidae.
AAAAAUACAAAUCACAUUUUUUUAGGUUAUGUUUAUGUUUUAGUUGGACCAAAACAAAAUAAAAUAACAUCUGUUAUCUUGAUUAAUAAUGAUAACAACAUGUCGAAAACACCAACUAAAACAGACUCCAAUUACAACUUCAUACCUAGAGAGAUUACGACCCCUAAUAAGGACCACCAGGGGGUGUCAAAGACGGUACAUUCUCACGUCUCUAAACUGCAUGGAUUAUUAAAUGACUGGAUGAAAAUUCGGGACAAGGGAGUUAGGUUAUGUAGAGCUAUUUCUGCGCUGAAGUUGCACGAGUGCGACGAUGAUUAUUAUCCGAGCCAACUGAAACAGUUGAUGGAAGGGCUCCUAGACGCCUUGGACGGCUUGAAGAAUGUUGUUGAUGGUGUAAAAAUUCUAAACAAUCAACUACAAGCCUUAGCGAAGUUGCAACCAAGUGAGGAGCCAGUCAUCAACAGCUGGCCAGUCACCAAAAUAUCACAAACAGUUAUGAAGAUAUUUGAAUCACUAGAGAAAGAGUUUAGGCUGAAACAGAUUGUUACAGAAAACGUGGCACAUAGUCGUGAUGAAAAACUAAUAGAGGUGUAUGUCAGCGCGUGGGAAUUCGAAGCUUACUUCAAUAUCGAGUCCUUUGCCUACCUUUUUGCUGAAGUCGGUCUAGCAGGCGUCACGUAACUCAUUAUCGAAAUAUAUUUGUACUUAUAUAGACUUUUACUCAAGUAUAAAAGUAAUGUUUGUGUAUAAUAAAUCGUUUUUGUUAAUAUA